AUGAAACCCAACAUCAACCUCACCCUCCUCACCACCGCCCUACUAGCCCUCACAGGCACAGCAAACGCCGCAGUCCUCCCCCGGCAUGAACACGGUCACAGAUACGGACACAGACAUAAACACCCCUUAGCAACAAGGGGUAAUAUCGUUGCAGAUGAACCCAUCAAGAAUCCGACUGUCGGCCAUGGGACUGUUGGGAACGGCAGAGCUGGGUUGUACCGCGGCGUUUCGGGGGUAAAGCAGGACGAGGAGCAGGGGGGAAAGUGUGAUUCUGAGGGGAUUUUGGGGGGGUCGCUCUCCAUCCAUUUCCAAGGCCCGAUUCACAUCCACCAAGUCGCGGUGUACAAGCUUUCUGGGCCCAACACUGGCAACAACACGGCGGAUUCCGGAACAAACCCCGAAAAACGGGCCACAGGGCAAAUCCAGAAACGCGCUCCGGGAAUCGAUCAUGAGUAUCGUAGCAUCUCACCGAUGGGACAUUACUAUAACCCGAUUCCGAAGGCGUACACCUCGGGGGGCCCAGAAUCCACGGUCUCACCUACAGCCCCAGCUACGGUUCCAAGUACAGUCCCAGCUACAGUUGUAGCUACAGUCCCAUCAGUGUCUGCACCUGCUGUACAGCCCGAUACAGCCCAUACUCAGCCCUGGAUCCCGCCCAUCUUUGGUCACCAUACCCACACACGCACCAGCGCGCCGUAUUCUAACCUGCCGACAGGAGUAGGAUCGGUACCUGGGUCAUGGCGGCCCGAGGUGUGGAAACGGCCGGGUUCUCACGAUUCUCUUGACUCGACUUCGACUUCGACCUCAGACUCGGACACGACGACAACGGCAACAGUCACGACCACAUUCACAACUACCAAUAUAGCAAUAGCUAUGACGACCACAGCGCUGCCGAGCUCAAGUUCAGAGGACUCGACAGUGUUUAUGACGACGACUGUGACGACCGUUGUGGCGACUGUGCGGCCGAGCACAUCGUUUAGCGUGACAACAUACACAACAGACACCCCUAACGUUAUCACAUACCCCACGGCAAACCCCACCCCCAAAACCACAGGCUGCUCCGGCCCAAUAACAACAACAACACCUCGGUUCUUCAAGCCCAAGUCCAAGCCCAGCAGCACGUCGUCGUCGUCGUCGUCGUCGAGCAACAACACACCCGGCCACAACGUCAACAGCCCCCCGGCCAACACGCACAAGUCCAACGGCCAGCUGGUCCGCACGGGGUACUACAACGCGGCGCGGCAGCGGAACGAGGGCGUGGUGUUUGUGGGUGUUGGUGGAGCCCGGGGGACUGGAUCGCAGACGACCGUCAACAAACCAACACCGACCAUAAACUUUCCGGAUGCGAUGCUUGGAUCUGAGGAGGGGGUGGUGGUGUUGAGUGAUCGAGUGUGUGAGACGUGUGGGGAGGGUGUGAAUGACGGCUUCACCAGCCCGUCCCAUAACCUGCUCUUACUCCUCGAGUUUUCCAUCCCGCAGGACACCCCGAGUCAGCAAACCAACACCACAGCGGAUAACGGCCCUAGCAUCGACCUGGUGGGUACCAAGAACUUGUACACCGGGCUGGACUGCGGAAUCCCCAUCUUCAACACAAGCACACCCGUCGAUAAGGCACAUGCGCUUAUUCAGCCGGAUACAAGCAAGCCGGUGCGGUUGGCGGUGGUGGUGGAUGGGGAAAAGGGUACGGCGGAUGUUGUUCCGCUGGGGAAGGGGGGUGACUUUCCGGAGACUUUGAGGGGGUUUUCUUAG
Molecule: messenger RNA, 1749 nt
Organism: Dichotomopilus funicola
Lineage: Eukaryota; Fungi; Ascomycota; Sordariomycetes; Sordariales; Chaetomiaceae
Exons: 5
Coding region: 1-1749 (582 amino acids)
Source: RefSeq, a predicted model, not a curated record